Molecule: messenger RNA, 942 nt
Organism: Aedes albopictus (Asian tiger mosquito)
Lineage: Eukaryota; Metazoa; Arthropoda; Insecta; Diptera; Culicidae
Exons: 4
Coding region: 260-760 (166 amino acids)
Source: RefSeq, a predicted model, not a curated record
UACAGGUCGGCAGGCAGAUGACAAUAAUAACAACAGUAAACACUACAGCAGCGUGGAAUGGUUUUUCCCCGAGAUGCGGUAAUUUGAUUCUCCUCUCACAAGCAAGUAUAGAUAGAGAGUGAGUACACUGCACUUAUCUCGCUAUAGUUCGAUCCACCAUCACGAUCAGUCUACCUCAGUACGCUCGGUGAUUCGUGAGCUCCUCCGAUUUGUUCCUAAUUGUAGGUUAUCUAAGCUAGGCUUCUGUCUAUCGAUAAUAAUGGAAGCAAAAACGUUUAGAACUAUUGGGUUUGUGUAUCUUGUCGUGUUUUGGAUAUUUUCAACUUUGGGAGUUAUCUACACAUAUUUGCACAUUGUCGUCGGCAAACCGUUUUGUGUUAACGUUCUGUGCUAUGAAGAUAAAAUCAGCACCGGCAUUGUAACGCUAUGCAUGGUCGGAUUCGUUCUGUCGACAGUUUUCAUCGCAUUUGUGAAAAGUGCAAUAGAACAGGCGAACGCAUCCUUCAUCGGAAUCUAUCGGCCGAUAGUCCUACUCCGAAACGUGCUACUGAUAGCGCUGUGGAUCUAUCAGUACACCAUGCUGGAGAUGGAGCGGGCUCGUGGAGACACCACCUCGGAGGUGCGUAAUGCAGAGUACAUCACCCUGGCACUGCUAGUCGGAACGACAGUCAUCACCGGUUUCGAGCUGUGGGUUCUUAGUGGAAUUCAACGACUGACGAACCAGAGGCUUGAGGAGGAAGAAUGCAUUGAAGCGGUUUAAAAUUAAACAAAAAUAAUAGGAUGAAACAGUUCAUCAGUGGAGAUGUAACAGAUUUCAAUCUCGAGAUUAUCAUGACAUUACUGCGAAAUCCACCUUACACUGAAAUAGGUAUUCGGGCCGCAGUAUUAUUAAUCAGCUAUAAAUAAAGGAACUGGAAUAAGUAACGCUUCUGUUUCUGGAAG